Molecule: messenger RNA, 1278 nt
Organism: Fusarium coffeatum
Lineage: Eukaryota; Fungi; Ascomycota; Sordariomycetes; Hypocreales; Nectriaceae
Exons: 5
Coding region: 1-1278 (425 amino acids)
Source: RefSeq, a predicted model, not a curated record
AUGGCUACUGUUGCUGUCAUAGAAGCCCUCAAAGAAUCUGGUAUGCAGCACACUGCUCAGUAUCAACUUAACUAUCUAGAUGAGUUCGAGGCAGCCAACACGGAUGGAGACGAAAACAUCCCUCAACACAUAGUCGAGCUACGACUAAUCCGCUCUUAUCUUCUAGACGUCGCCUCAGGCACUGUUGUUUGGGAUACCGAAGAAGUUGCUCGUCGCGUCAAACUAGGCACAGAAGGAAGCACUUCUGAUCAUGCUCCUGAGAAGGAGCGCGGUAACGUCAACAACACGCCUACCACACAUGCUGCCAAAGCCAAACAUACAAUGGAAUUUGGGGAACGUGUCGCCAAUGCGAAGCCCAAGCUGUCCAAGGUUAUGUCAGAUGCAAUGUCAUUCCUUCGAAGCGCGCCCCAGAGUGCUUCACCAGAAGGCGUAACUGGUGUAUCUAGCCCUACAGAGCUGGCAGUUGUGCCCUCUUCUGAAACCUUGGAGGAGGAAGACCUGAUCUCCUUUGACCCAGCUCCAGAGGUUACGCCCAGCAAGAACGAACCUAGCGACGUCUCAAGUAUCAGAUCUCCCCAGAACGUCUUAUUGGACAUCGACGAUCACGUCAAAACUGAGUCUCCUCAAUGGCACAUUGUCCUUGGUCGCUACCCGACGCUCAGUUUGACUUCGGUCAAGAAGGAGGAAGUGGAGUGUUUCGUUUGUCACAAGGCCUCCACUGAGCCGUUUACUACAUGCCAAUGCAGCCACCAGUACUGCCCAGAUUGUCUUUUCAAUCUGGUCAAGACUUCAGUUCUGGGAGCCGCUGUAUUCCCUCCUACUUGCUGUGGACAAUUGGUCCCGGUGGAUAUCAACUCUGCGGUCUUUGACUUGGCGACCUUGCGUGACUUCUUGACCAAGAAGUUCGAGAAUGACCAUGAAAUCAACGUUGGGUCACCCCAGGAUCAAGAACUCGACGGUGAACUCACCCAGGCACCAGAUCAGGUAUCACUUUCACUCGAGAAAGCCAAGCAAGGACUGUGUUAUCUGUGCCAUCGGGUCAAUGAGAAGGACGCUUUUUGCCCUGAUUGCUGCUAUCGCUGCAACUCAAGCCGAACACAGUGCAAGUGUCCCUGGUGGGCUGAACGUGAGAAGCGGGAAGCAGUGAAAAAGGUUGUUGCCGAAUCGUCCUUCAACCCACAAGCACAGGGUUUCAACCCAACUGUCAACAAUGGGUCUGGGCAAGAGUCGGCAGGUCGGGUCUUGCAUCGGCCACGCAAGUCGGAAUCAGCCGAUUAG